UUGUCACCGAAUUCAGUGUAUUCACAGUCGUGUCUGCAUACUUUGCUUUAUUGACAUAUUUUUUGUUGGAAAAUAACAAAUAUUCUCAAGUACAGUUCAUUAUUAAUCAUUUUCACGUUAAUUUCCAACAGUUCAUUAAUAAGAUUUGAAUUUUGUGACUUUUAUUUUUUUUUUCGCGUUAAAUAAUUAAGUUGUCUUUCAGUUUUGAGUUCACAUAAAUUUGAACAUGUGUAUAAUGUACAUUUUUAACAGGCUAUGAAAUCUAUCAUGUUCUUUUACGCACUAUUUGUACAAUUGGACGAUGAAAAUUUGACAGGCAAAACUAAUUUACAAUAGAGCAACAGUUUUUCCAACAAAUCCGGAAACUUUAUGGUUUUUUUCACUCAUUUUGAUUGUAUUUACUUAUAUAAUGGGUAGUAAUAUGGAAUUUCAAAAUAAAGUCCAUUAUGAAUUCAUAGAUUUAUCUGACCUUGAUGACAACAUGAAAAGUCAAAUUGAAAACAUACUUCAAUCUGACGUAGGUCCAGAUACUUUAAUGCUACCAUGGUGUUGUAAAGGAAAAAACUACGACUUAUACUCAUUUUUUCCAAAAAAAGUAGUCGAUCCGAUCCACCGUUAUGAAAAUGGUCUGACGAAGGCAUUCACAAAUUUAGAAGUCACAGGGAAAACUGGGAUCGUAACAACACCAGCUCCUGUUUCUUCUUGUCCUGCUGAACCAUUUCGGUUCAUCCAGAAUCAAAACCGUUCCUUAAUAACUAAUAGUAGUGUGCAUCAUAAUAAUGAUGUCAACGUUUCUGAUUCUUAUCCCACUAGGUCGAGUAUCACUUCCAUUACUCCGAUGACUUCUUGUACAAAUAAGGUCAUGUCUUUCUCGUCAGCCAAGCGAGAGGAUAAAAAUGGCCGACAACUCGAUAGUAAUUGUAAUAAUGACAGUAAGCUUUCCUGCCAGCCAAGUGUUCUUCAUAAGCCGCACACUGUCGUGACGCAAGAAUAUUCAGCAUCAAAACAUUCUAUGUAUAUACGUUCGCCACAAUCCAUCAAUCAGCUCAAUAGUCACCCUCGUAAUAAUCCUAGCACUGAAUCAGGCUAUUUAACAAAUUCGUUUGAGCGCACAGGGCAAAAUCAACGAUUGUUAAAAAAUCAUCAGUCCACAAAUGAUCGCUGUGCUUCUCUUCCGUCGUAUUCUCAAUCACCGAACAUCAAUCAUGAUGUUCCUAGGAAUAUUUAUACAACAAUAAACAAUACUGAUCUUGCAGAAUCUUCAGUCCCGAUCAAUGAUUCUGCGCAAGAACACAAUCAAAUUUCAUCUCCGGAAAUCGCUAAAAGAUGUGAGGAUAUGAAAAAUGGAAAUUCUGGGCAUAAUUCGAUACCAGGAACACAAACAAUCGAUGGAGAAGUUGAGCUUCCGUCGAAUUGUUCUGUCUUACCUCGCCCAUUACCACCGCGUCUUUCCUUCGCUAGUAUUUUAAAAAAUAAAAGCACAGAGAAAGAAUCAAACACAACAAAACAGGAUGUACCUGGGCAUCAAAGUAGUUCGUUACUUGAAGAAGAGCUGUCGUAUGACGUGGAUAAUAAAUCACCAGCUGUGAUUAAGAGAUAUGUUAAUAAUCUAGAUACUUAUCAAAUAGGGGAAUUCUUAAAUAAUUAUCAAAUAGACAAGCAAACUAUUAGCUUAAUACCACGAGGAUUGACGAAUCGCAGUAUUUAUUGUUACAUUAAUAGCAUAUUACAAGCUCUUCUUGCGUGUCCUUUAUUCUAUAAUCUUCUCAGAGCUUUGUCUUGUUCAAGAAGUUCACUCAAAAGUUCAUGUACUCCAGUUAUGGAUAACAUGAUAAGAUUUAUAAACGAAUUUUCUCCAGUUUCGGAAGAUGCAAGGUUACAACGAAAAGAUUUGAGGGCGCAAAAAAACAAUGAAGCCACUGCCAAUGAUAUUCGAAUGGGAAUCGCUUUUGAGCCUUCUUACGUGUACACGAUGUUCAAAAACUCAUCAUCGGCUCGAGGAUUCUCCAUUGAUGGUCGACAGGAAGAUGCAGAAGAGUUUUUAUCAUAUCUUCUUAAUAGCAUUAGCGAAGAAAUGCUUGAACUGAUGAAACAAACAAGAAGUGAUUCAACUACUAUUCUCUCUGCCGAAGAACCAAAUGCGAACUGCGAAAACGGAAGUAACGAAUGGAAAGUCAUGGGCCCAAGAAAUAAGGGAUCAGUAACCAGAUGUACUACACUUGGUCGAACUCCUUUAUCAGACAUAUUUCGAGGACAACUUCGUUCUAGAGUUUACCGCCAAGGACAAGAAAGUACUGAUAACGUUCAACCAUUUUUUACACUGCAGCUUGAUAUAGAAAAAGCUCAGUCAGUUCAGAAUGCCCUCGAUAUUCUAGUUUGUAAGGACCGAGUCGAAGGAAUGUUGUGUAGUAAAACUAAGAAACAAAUAACAGCAUGGAAACAAGUUACUCUCGAAGAACUUCCUGCUAUACUUAUAUUACAUCUUAAAUGGUUCGAUUAUAAACUCGAAGGCUGUUCGAAAAUAAUCAAAAACGUCACGUAUUCCAUUGAUUUGAAAAUCGAUAACAAUUUAUUGUCUCCGAAUGUUGCCAAGAAAUUAACUCCAAAGCAGAGACAGUAUAAAUUAUUUGCUGUAACUUAUCAUGAUGGUAAAGAAGCAACUAAGGGUCAUUAUAUAACGGACGCUUACCAUGUGGGUUAUGGGACCUGGGUAAGAUAUGAUGACAGUUCUGUGAGAAGUAUUUUUGAAGUGGACGUAUUGAACCCCAAGAUUCCUCGAGUGCCAUAUUUAUUAUAUUAUCGACGAUGUGAUACUAUUGGAAAUAAUCAGCGAAUCUAUUAGAAACUCAGUUACAAACGAAAAAAUAAAA
Molecule: messenger RNA, 2870 nt
Organism: Microplitis mediator
Lineage: Eukaryota; Metazoa; Arthropoda; Insecta; Hymenoptera; Braconidae
Gene: Usp10
Product: ubiquitin carboxyl-terminal hydrolase 10
Exons: 13
Coding region: 410-2842 (810 amino acids)
Biological process (GO): DNA damage response, signal transduction by p53 class mediator; regulation of autophagy; protein deubiquitination
Cellular component (GO): nucleus; cytosol
Molecular function (GO): cysteine-type deubiquitinase activity; cysteine-type endopeptidase activity
Source: RefSeq, a predicted model, not a curated record